Molecule: messenger RNA, 885 nt
Organism: Impatiens glandulifera
Lineage: Eukaryota; Viridiplantae; Streptophyta; Magnoliopsida; Ericales; Balsaminaceae
Product: agamous-like MADS-box protein AGL80
Exons: 1
Coding region: 1-885 (294 amino acids)
Biological process (GO): positive regulation of transcription by RNA polymerase II
Molecular function (GO): RNA polymerase II cis-regulatory region sequence-specific DNA binding; protein dimerization activity; DNA-binding transcription factor activity, RNA polymerase II-specific
Source: RefSeq, a predicted model, not a curated record
AUGGCUAGAAAGAAAGUUAAGAUUACUUACAUUCUCAAUAAUAAUGUGAGAAAAAACACAUUCAAGAAAAGAAAACUUAGUGUUGUGAAGCAACUAGAUGAACUCACCACUCUCUGUGACAUUGAAGCGUGUACCUUCAUGUAUAGUGACUUUGAUCCCCAACCUUUUGUUUGGCCGUCCAUGGAUGAAGUACGAAGACUCAUCACGAAGUACCAGAGUUUUCCGAAGGCUGGUCAAGGAAAACGAAAGGUCAACCAAGAGACCUUUACGAGGCAAAGGCUCCAAAAACUACAAGAGAAACUAAGAAAACGUGAAAGAGAGAUCCGUCAUAACGAGAUGACGCAUAUCAUGUUUCAAUCAAUGAUGAAUCCACAAAAUGCUAUGUCAAGCCUUAGUACCGAAGAUUUGAAGGAGCUAGCUAGAGUUAUCGUUCAAAACUUGAUGGAGGUUAAGAGGACGAUGGACUCCUCCUCUUUCAACCCUCUUCCUCCCCAAUUUGAUUUUGAAGGGAGUGGAGUUGGUGGUAGCCAACAACUUGCUUGGAGCCAAGAUGAUUUCAUGCCUCCAACUCAUGGGGGAUUUGGCUCUUACAUGGCGCCCAACAUGACAUGUCCUCCUCCGGUCAUGGAGUUUUCGCCUCCUAACAUGGGGUUUGAACUUCCUGACACUCGAUUUGAGACAAAUUAUAUGAAUUUCCAACAUCCUAACUUGGAAUUUCAGCCUCCUAAUAUGGGGUUUGAACUUCCUAACAUUGAUCCUAACAUGGAAUUUCAGCCUCUGCCAUCUGAUUUCCCGCAGAAUGGCAUGUCAUACCCGAGCAACCCACCUCCAUUUCCUCACUACCAUAACGCAGACAUGGGGCCACAUGAUCCAUCUUCACAUUAA